CCGCCUUCCCGGGGUGUCAUUCCCGGAGACACGGGAGGCGUUCCGGAGUGAAACCUCCUCUGACGCUUUGCCACCUACACGGAAAGGGCGCGGUGUGCAAUGGGAGGUUGAUAAUGUCGCCGAGGGCCACUGUGAGGGUUCCCGCGCACCUCGGGGAGAGCGUGGCCGGGUGGUCUCCUCCCGCCAGCCCCGGCUGGGUCUCCGUGCGGGCAGGAAGGACAGGCAGCCGCAGCAGGGCUGUGCGACACCCCUGGGGGACACCUCAGGGCUUAACGGGGUUUAGCGCAGCUCACAAGACAUGCUGGGGUGACACGAGGACGCUGGCAGGCGGCAGUCCCCAGUCCCACAGAAGGGCUGGUGACCCGGGGGGGUGACUGCACUGCUGCGGCAGGGAGCCCGUAGGGAGCGCGCCGUUCUGCUGGCACUGUCACUGCUCAGCACUACUGGGGGUGGCUCAGGCCCGUGGUCGCCCUCACACACAGCCGAGAACUCGAGAGAGCUCCUGCUCCCCCCUCUUGCACCCCUUCUUUUUCGGUGCUGCUUGAUACAAGAUUACGCAGGUGCAUCCCCACAAACGCAGCUGGGCUCUGUGCCCCCCCAGGUUGUGGUUUCACCGCGGGCACGGCUGGCGCGGAGGCGCGGCGUUGGCGGCGGCAGCGCAGGUGCCGGGAGGCGCGUGCGGUCGCCGGCGAGGCCGGGAGCCGGCGGGCGGUGACCGCCUCCUUCCUGCGCCGGCGGCGAGGCGGGCGCGGGGCCGCGGCUGCGGCAGCAGCGCCAUGUGCCAGCGCCGCCGCGAGGGACCGGGCGGCCGGCAGCCCCGCGGAGAGCCGGGGGCUGCUGCCGCCGCCCGCGGGGCUGCGAGCAGCCGGGAGGGGAGCGCCCCGAGCGCGGGGCUUUGGGCUCUGCAGGUGGCAGACCACGAGGUGGGCCCGCGUACGCUCUCGCUCGGAUGUGGGCUGCAGCCCGCGAUGCCCGUCGGGUGCCUCUUGGCAGGCGGCGGCAGCGGCGUUGGAGGCCCGGGGGGUGCAGGAAGGGCCCCCGCAGGGCAGGUGCCGUGGGGGGGCUGUCUCCCCCCGGUUGCAUCCGGGUGCCAGCCCACUGCGGCGAGGCGUGUGACGGCAGAAGCGCGGGCGAGGCUCAUAUUUGGGCACGGAGCAGGGUAUUGGAGGCCGCGGCCCCGCGGGCGGGAGAUGAGGCGCCUGAUAAAGGCCGCUGCCCCGGGGCUGCUGCGCGCAGGGGCUCGGGCGCUGGCGAGAGGCGGCCCGGCUGCGCGGGCUCGGGGCCGGCGGCCAUGGGGCCGCUGCUGGCGCUGGGGCUGCUCGUGUGCGUGCGGCUGUGUGCGGGUGAGUGUCGGGCGGGCGGCAGCGGGGCCCGGCCGGCGGCGGGCCCGGCUCAGCAGCCUCCGUGCCGCAGGCUCCGGGCAGCUGCGGCUGGUGGGCGGCGGCGGGCGCUGUGCCGGGCGCCUGGAGAUGGAACACGGCGGGAAGUGGGGCUCCGUGUGCGCCUUCGACUUCGACGGGGAAGCUCGCUGGGCCGCCGUGGUGUGCCGGCAGCUGGGCUGCGGCCGGGUGGCCAGGGCGUCCCUGCACGCCCCGUUGGGGCAGGGCAGCGGGCGGAUCUGGCUGCAGCCUUUCUUCUGCAACGGCACCGAGGAUGAGCUGAAGAACUGUCUGCACUUCGGACCGGGACAGCAUUCCUGCGACAACGAGUGGGAUGUGGGGGUGACCUGCACAGAUGCCGUGGAGCUGAGGCUGGUGGGCGGCGGUGGUCCCUGUGCCGGGAGGGUGGAGGUGAAGCUGCAGGGACACUGGGGCUCGGUGGCAGACGACAGCUGGGACAUGGAGGACGCCGAGGUGGUUUGCCAGCAGCUGGGCUGUGGCUCGGCUUCCCGGGCCUCCUCUGCCCUCAAGAGCUUUGGCGAAGGGAACAGGCUGGUCAGCCUGGUCCUGGUGGACUGCAGUGGGGACGAGGCCAUGCUCUGGGACUGCAAGAUCCGUGGCUGGGGACCCUAUAACAUCAGCAUCCUGUACAGGGACGCUGCUGUUGUGUGCCAAGGCUUUUCCCAGCUGGUCGGAGGCGAUGGAGCCUGUGCCGGGCGGCUGGAGGUGCGUCAGGGCCGGGCGUGGGUCGGUGUCUGUGCGGAUCAGGUGGACAUGAAGGUGGCGCAGGUGGUGUGCAGGGAGCUGGGCUGCGGUGAGGUGAUCGGCAUCGCCGGCAGUGGCCGUUUUGGGGCGGUGUCGGGAUCGCUGUGGGACGGGGGCUUCCGGUGCAAUGGCACCGAGCCCCUGCUCAGUGCCUGUGCCCGGCGUCCGCGCCACGGCCAGGCCUGCCCCGGCCCUGGCGGCGUCAUCUGCUCGUCCUACACGGGCUUCCGAGUGGCGAACGGCAGCUCGGGCUGCUCCGGGCGAGUGGAGGUGGCGGUGAGGGGCACGUGGGGCUCCGUGUGCGCCAGCGAGUGGGAGCUGCCCGAUGCGCACGUCCUGUGCCGGCAGCUGGGCUGCGGCCGCGCCCUCAGCGUGGCCCCGGGAGGCUCCUUCGGCAGCGGGGAGGGGCCGCUGCGGCCGGACGCCUUCGGCUGCAGCGGGAGCGAGCGGCACCCGGGCGAGUGCCCCGUGGCCGUGCUGGGGAAGCCGCCCUGUGCCCCCGGAAACACCGCUGCUGUCAUCUGCUCAGGCACUGCUGAGUCCCUGCGGCUGGUGAAGGGUGACACCCGCUGCAAUGGGUUUCUGGAGUUGGCCAGAAGAACCGGGGACUGGCGCCGUGUGCCAGGAGAGGUUUCGCUCCUACGGAAUUUGAGCAAUGUGUGCUGGGAGCUGGGCUGUGGAGGACUGGAGAAGAAUGACGUUCUGAGUGGGAAAUCCUUCCUGGGGAGCCUAGAGCUGACGGAGCGGGAGAUCUUGGAAACGGUGGUGAAAACCAUUGUGCAGAUGACCACUGAUCUGACCACUAGGACCAUACCUGAGAAUUAUUUUGGGAGUCGUUACCAAUACAUGACCACUGCACCAGCUGACACCCCUCAUGGGACCAACAUCGUCUGCUCAGGCAGCCUGCAGGUGAGGCUGGUGGGGAGCUCUGGGCGCUGUGCCGGGCGUGUGGAGGUCUAUUCCGGUGGCGGCUGGAGCUGGGUGUGCCAGGAAGGCUGGGAGCUGCAGGACGCGGCCGUUGUGUGCCGGGAGCUGGGCUGUGGCACGGCCCUGGAGGCCCCGAGCUGGGCGCGGUUCGGGGCCGGCACGGGGCCGCUGUGGCCGUACAUCCCCGAGUGCUCCGGGUCCGAGGAGUGUCUGUGGCGAUGCGGGCGCAGGGAACGGCGCGAGUGCGGGCGCGGCGGCGGGGCAGGGGCCGUCUGCUCAGAGCAUCUCUCCGUGCGGCUGGCAGGAGGCCCUGGGAGCUGCCGGGGCUUCCUGGAGCUGUUCCACAACGGCACCUGGGGCCGCGUGUGCGCCAACGGCACCGGCCCCGGCACCGCCGCCGCCGUCUGCCGCCAGCUGGGCUGUGGGCCCCGGGGCCGGCUCUCGGAUGUCCCUGCCCUGGAGCCGACCGACGCCUGGCUGGCCUGGCUGGGCUGUGAGGACGGGGCCCGCUCGCUCUGGCGCUGCCCCUCGGCGCCCUGGCACCCGCAGAGCUGUGGCACCGGCGGGCACGCCCACGUGGAGUGUGAGGGCAGCAGUGCUGGCACCGCUGAGGGACACACCAGCCCCUCUCCGCAGGCUGCCAGCAGCACAGGUGUCCCCCGCAGAAGGGCCCCGGCCGUGGCUGUGGGGACUGUGCCUGUGCCCACGGUGCUGUGCGUGGUGCUGGGGACGCUGCUGUGCCUGUCCCUGGGUGCCCUGGCCCUGCUGCUGUGCCGUGCCCGUGCCCGGCGCCCAGGCCCUGGCCGAGCUGCAGAUGCCAUCUCCAACGCUGUCUACGAGGAGCUGGAUUACAAAGCCAUGGCCGAGUACCAGGAGGUGCCCACUCCCCCAGGUUCCCUGUUGGAGGGAUGGGGGAAGAAGCUGCCGUAUUCCAGCGGGGACAGCGUGGAGGGGAGUGACAGCGAGGCAGCCGCAGAUCCCCCUGCCCGGCACGAGCAAGGAAGCCCGGAUGGCUACGACGAUGUCCUGGCUGUGCCCCCGGAGCCCCCCGCUGCCAGCACUGGGGACAUGUGCGAGGGAGUGGCACGGCAGAGCUGGAUGUGUGUCCUCCCCACAGGCACCUUUCUGUGCUGUCCCCAAUGUGAGAUCUACAACCCUGCAAAUCCCCCAGCAGCCUCCGGGGACCCCUCGGAACAGCCCCCUGGACACAUGGACUAUGAUGAUGUCGGCAGCAGCGCCCCGGGGACGUUGCCCUGAGGAUGUCCUGGCCAUGCCGCAGCCCUGGGGACACGAGUGUGGCAGUGUGGUGGGGCCCUGUCCCCAGGGAGGGCUGGCCCUGCCCUCAGAGCUCAGCCCUCGCUGUCCAGCGCUGCAGGAAAACAGCUCCUGUGCAGGGAUUUUCCGUGAUUUCAGUGUGACUUUCCCUUUUUUCCUAUUAAAACCCAAACUGGUGAGAGA
Messenger RNA from Passer domesticus (house sparrow), 4529 nucleotides. RefSeq names its product antigen WC1.1-like. Gene Ontology annotation, biological process: zymogen activation. NCBI's taxonomy places the organism in Eukaryota, Metazoa, Chordata, Aves, Passeriformes, Passeridae. The transcript has 12 exons. Gene Ontology annotation, cellular component: plasma membrane. Bases 777 to 4328 code for a protein of 1183 amino acids. The record is from RefSeq and is a predicted model, not a curated record. Gene Ontology annotation, molecular function: serine-type endopeptidase activity.